GUUUAUAUGGUUUAUGGACUUGGAUGCAACGUAACACGUGUUGGGUCGAGUACGUUUAUUUAAAGAGGGAGAGGACGUAGUGGUUUUGCCAGAAAUACGAGUUUUUUUUCCACAUUAAUUCAUCAGUUUUAGAAAGAAGAAUUUAAAUGCAAGAAAAAGGAAGACAGUAAAAUUAUUCCGUUUAUAAUUCAAAAAAGAAAACAUAGAUCUUGAAACAUUUAAACGUUGUAGCGUUGCAAAAGGGCUCUAUGUACUCCAUAUCGUCUUCCUCGAAUGGUACUUUAGUUUACAAAAAUAUUGUGUCAGUUUAUCAGAAGAGGAACAAGUCAGGAAUUUAUAAGUUUAUCAACCAAUACUGUUAUCAUGCGCAACGAAAUUACAGCAGCAGUACUGUUCUUAGUACAGCUGAUAGAAAAAAACGAAAAAUUUAGUCCCGAUCAAUUGGAAUGUUUCAAACGACAUUUAGUUGAAUUGUUGACGGAACGUUUUAAAAAUCAUUGGUUUCCUGAUAAGCCUUUCAAAGGUCAAGGUUAUCGUUGCAUACGUGUGAAUGGGCAUAAUAGAAGGGACGCGACCUUGGAGAGUGCUGCAAAUGCUGCUGGAGUGAAGUACGAAGAUUUGUCUCUACCAGUAGAGCUUACACUUUGGGUUGAUCCUAAUGAAGUUUGUUGUCGUUUUGGAGAAAGUAAGGGAUCAUAUUGCACAUUGGCAUCAUUUGAUGAUAAAGAAAAUACUGUACCAAUUUUUCAAAGAGAUAAUCAUGCAGAGAAAGAAAAUAAACAAUCUGAGAGGCAGACAAAAAUGCUGAAAACCCCACUGGUAUCUACUAUGGAAGAACAACAUGAAGUAAAACCUUUAAGCUCUGCAAAUCAAAAUCAACAUCAUAAUAGUACUGGUACAGGUAGGAGGCGCAAUUUGAACAGUCCCAGACUCCAUGUUAACAGAAAUCGUACUUGGUUUGGUCACUCCUUUGGCAUGGGCUAUGGACCUCAUCCGAUCACUCAACCAUGGUAUAAUAUCGUGCCACCUCAUUUUUUGAGCGGUCCAUCUCCACCUCCCUUCAUGGGCCAUCGGGGAAACAAAUGGAUUCCUCCUUCUUAUCCUGCUGGCCCAACCCGUUUUCAUCACUGGUCUCCAAAAGCUACUCUUAAAGUAUAAACAAAUUUGAUGCAGGUAUAAAUAAGAAAUCUGUUCCUUUAUUAUUAUUAUUAUUACUAUUAUUAUUAUUAUUAUUAUUAUUAUUAUUAAUAUUAUUAAUAUUAUUAAUAUUAUUAUUAUUAUUAUUAUUAUUAUUAUUAUUAUUCCUUUUUUUUUUUUUUUGAGCUAUGGACAAUGGUAAUUUCUUUUUUGUAUUUUUCAUUCUAUUUUAUCUUUGUAAUUGUGUAGUAUUUUAACUGCCAUUUCUUAUGUAUUAAAGCAUAUAUCUAUGGGGCUAAUCUAAUUAUACUUUUAUUAAUCAUUAGGAACAGAUUUCUUUAUUUAUCGGUGAUGAAAAUGAUUCAUUCUGUAAUUACAAAUGACCUUGUUCAAAUCGCGACUAAGGCUUACGAUUUUUUAUGACAAGAGAUGUUGUAUUAUUACAUGUUUAUAUACAUAUAAUUAAUCCAAAUAAUAGAUAUUUAACUCCGGAUGCAAGGUUGCUUGUAAAACACUAGUCUAUUGGGGAUAUAAAUAGAAUGUAUUAGUUUGUAUUCAUAUGAAAAGAGGCAAUGAAAUUUGGAAAGCCGUUUGCGACAAUUUCUUAUCAGAUUGGUUUUUAAAAAGAACUUUUUUAUGUGAAACAUAGAGUAAGUAAUCUCUCUAUAUACGAAGCAGUAUUGAUUUGUGUAUAUGUAUUUGAAAGGAAUGGCAAGUCAUAGAUAAAUUAUUCGUGCAAUUUAUUA
Molecule: messenger RNA, 1883 nt
Organism: Vespa velutina
Lineage: Eukaryota; Metazoa; Arthropoda; Insecta; Hymenoptera; Vespidae
Product: protein BTG3-like
Exons: 3
Coding region: 364-1158 (264 amino acids)
Biological process (GO): negative regulation of cell population proliferation; negative regulation of mitotic cell cycle
Cellular component (GO): nucleus; cytoplasm
Source: RefSeq, a predicted model, not a curated record